Messenger RNA from Alternaria alternata, 1204 nucleotides. RefSeq lists its product as hypothetical. The coding region runs from base 205 to 1137 and encodes 310 amino acids. NCBI's taxonomy places the organism in Eukaryota, Fungi, Ascomycota, Dothideomycetes, Pleosporales, Pleosporaceae. The transcript has a single exon. The record is from RefSeq and is a predicted model, not a curated record.
UUUUUGCUUGUGUAGUGGAUGACGGAUAAUCGUGCUAUGCAAUGAUCCUUGUAGGCAACGAACUACUACAACCGAUGGUACUGUUAACCGUUGCUUGCCCGUCUCUUGUCGAUUGACGAUAUCCAUCGAGCUGUCGCUUCCUUCCUUUCGCUCCUUCAGCAGCACGUGGACCUCCAUCCAGUCUCUCUUUCAUCACCAAUCAAGAUGUUGUCCAUACUCCCAACGAUCACACUCCUUUCGCUGCCAUUUCUCGCCGUUUGUCAAUCUGCGUCUGAUGGCUACAGUGGCUACAAGCUCGAUGUCCGAGAUGACGGCGACCCAACCGCCGUUCUUUACGAGACGGAAAACACGUCUUCGUCUAAUAUCUCCGCCUUGAAUCCUGUGCCAGACGUCCUGCUUAACGCAUCGGUUCACGUUGGCGAAAUCUUCAUUGGUGUCGACAACCUCACUGCGAAGAUCAACCUCGACGCACAGGUACUCCAGUUGCUGCAGUUCAACGCCGGAGUAGACCUUUCCGUCGACAAAGUCACGCUCCUUAUCCAAAACGUCACAGCCAAAGUCUAUCUCGAAGCACGUCUUGGUAACCUCGUCUCUAUGGUCAGCGACGUACUGGACAGCAUCGACCUCAACCCUGUUAUCGCGGAGCUAGGAAACGGCCUCGGAUCCAUCAUCAACGACACCGCUGGUCUUGUUGGCGACGUCGCUGGCGGACUUACAGGAGGAGGCAACGACACUGCGCAAGCCAAGGCAAAGCGUGACCUCGACUUCCAUCAGUGGGAUCUCCGUAACAACAUCCUCUAUUCUAUCAACAACUUCGAAGGCAACACAAACAAGCGCCGCGUCCUUGCCCAAAACGGCGAUAUCGUAGAGCAAAUUCUCGACAACUCCGGCACUAUCUCUUCAACGAAUGUUGUUGGUGAUUACCUCAAGAACAUGCGCUUUAAUGGUUUCAACGAGAGCGUGACAUUCAAGGGUGAAGAGGUUUGGGAGGAAGAAUAUGUCUAUGAGCCUUUCAUGGGGCUGUACUCUGUCUCGGGUGUAUUCAAGAGCAAGAGUACGGGAGAAGUUGUUGGCACGCAACUUCUUGCUGAGGCUAGAGGGGGUGGAAGCGCCAGUAUUGGAAACGAGAAGGCGUAGAAUUGAACACUAUCACGCUCAUGUAGAGAUUUUACCUAUUGAAUGUAAUGUUUUGAAACAAACCACU